This is a messenger RNA of Orussus abietinus, 1987 nucleotides long. RefSeq lists its product as uncharacterized. The coding region runs from base 170 to 1045 and encodes 291 amino acids. The record is from RefSeq and is a predicted model, not a curated record. Gene Ontology annotation, biological process: regulation of transcription by RNA polymerase II. Gene Ontology annotation, molecular function: DNA binding. NCBI's taxonomy places the organism in Eukaryota, Metazoa, Arthropoda, Insecta, Hymenoptera, Orussidae. Gene Ontology annotation, cellular component: nucleus; transcription regulator complex. The transcript is spliced from 2 exons.
ACUCAGCGAUGUACCGACACGAGUAGGAAUAUCUAUGCCAAUAUUGAUAUUAUUGAAGUUAUAUUAACAAUAAGCGUCAGAAGAUAUAGCAUAUAUAUCAGCAUAGAAUAUAAUAACCGUUGAGGUAUCCAUUACGACUCCACGAAGAAUUCAAGGUCCUUCGUCGAACAUGGAUCUGGAAAGAUUGAUCAAUGAAGUGUACGUCAGGCCAGCGAUCUGGGACCAGAAGAACACGAAUUACCAUAACCGUGAUAUAGUGACGAGGAUGUGGGGAGAAAUAGCCAAGGCUUGCGAAGUCAGUAGUGAGGUGGCCAAGUCCAAGUGGAAGCACCUGCGAGACAAUUUCAGGAACGAGCUGAAAAAGUCCUACAAGAUUAAGACCGACGAAGCCGGCACCCCGCCGAUCUUUUUGGAACACCAGUCCAAGUGGAUUUGGUUCAAGACUUUAUUGUUCCUGCGGGAUCAGAUGAACCCGAGAGUGAUGAACGCUGGACUGUCGCACCCUUCCGGGGUCCUGGUCUCAUCCGAGGACUCGCAAAUCGAGCCGCACAUCGACAUCCUCGAAGGACACGACGAGACCCAAUUCGACGAGGUCGACGCCGACUCUUGCCAGUCGUUGCUGUCCGUAGAGGAGAAUCUUCAGCAGGUGGUGAUGCCACCCCCUAAGAAGAACAAGGUGGGCCGGAAGAGGCAUCUCUCUGACAAUGUCGAAGACGAUCUUCCCGAGGCUGAAAGGAGGAAAUUUGAGCGCUCGCAGGGCAAAGCGGGCAAUCAGGAAGAAGAAGACGACACUUAUCACUUCCUGAUGAGCAUUGGCAACCCUUUAAGGAGUCUACCUCUGGAUAGGCAGAUGUUCCUCCGACUCAAGAUACAGGAGUUGAUAUUUAACGAGAUCUACUCGCAGAAUCAGUCCGAUAAAAAAUACCACACCCUGCAGAACCUGCAACAACAGAGGACAGAAGUGAGGAACGUCGCCGCUGCCGCGGCCAUUUUUCAAAACUGCUCCCCAGAUGACUGCUCGAGUAACGAUGCCUAUUAUAAUUAACGUACAAACUCGUAUAGAUUAUAGCGAUCUCGAUACAGAUACCGUUCGAAAUUGUGGAUUCGAAAGUUUUAAUUGAGGACCCCGAGAGAAGGAUCGCAAAAGCGUUGCAUCUCGUUUGUUAUCCUUCUACGACCUGUACAUAUUUAUAUCUAAGACUGAUAAGAGGAAGGCGUUCUAGGAAUUAAUGUAGCGUUACCGCUUUUAUAUUCAAAUCUUGUGAUUUGACUUUGUCGAUGCGCUUGGUUGGGAGGAAUAGUUCCUAUAUUUUAAUUGUAAAAUAUAGUUGUUCGUGAUAUUCUUAUUGGUGAAAAUUUACGCGGUUGGAUCCGAUGGCGUUGCAGUGAGGAUUAAGAAACUUUGGUUGGAAACUUUCCGAUAAGAAUCGUUUGGCACGUUUCAACGAUAUCGACUCUUGACAUUCUAUCCACUGGGUGGUGCGGAUGAUCGAUAAUUAAUUCCACUAAUUAAUUAGACCUCGUGGUAAAGCGUCUUUACGGCUUUCGGGUUUCAGCGACGACUGCAAUGGCGGAUCGACUCGAUUCCAAUGUACCUUUCCUGCGUUACAGCGACGCGGCAUUCAAACGCGUGGAUUGAAAAGACAGUUGUAAAAUCCACCGCGCUCGACCCGAUUGUAACUUUACAAGCCUCGAUGCGAACCGGUGGGUGCGGAACGUCGAAGUAUGACUCUUUUGAAAUCCCUCGAACGCUCGUUGUUUUUGUAUCGGAUUUCGCCAUGCGCGUACAUAGCGCACUCGAUGAUCGGACCGACGUUGAUUGCUCGCUGUCAAGUAACGAGUAAGAAUUUAUACCCCCCGGGUGAAAUUGAAAUUAAUUUUUGAGCCGACAAGUCCUUGAAAUUUUACGUCCGAAAAAUUAAACCCGACAUCGCUGGUUCAGCGCUUCUACGGUAUUAUUAAAACCUAUCGAUAAGGCGUUACAAUA